This is a messenger RNA of Paraphaeosphaeria sporulosa, 2180 nucleotides long. RefSeq lists its product as uncharacterized. Lineage: Eukaryota; Fungi; Ascomycota; Dothideomycetes; Pleosporales; Didymosphaeriaceae. The record is from RefSeq and is a predicted model, not a curated record. Gene Ontology annotation, biological process: carbohydrate metabolic process. The coding region runs from base 447 to 2132 and encodes 561 amino acids. The transcript is spliced from 5 exons. Gene Ontology annotation, molecular function: catalytic activity; carbohydrate binding.
UAACAGAUCUUGGGAAAAUACAUCCAAAUAUGCCCUAAUGUAAGUCUGUUGGAAUCCCCUUGGGUAGAGGCGUAGUGAAGCGCUACGAAAUUUGCUAGGCCAAAAAGACAAAGCGUAUUUUGCACAGAAUUGGGCUUUGCUCAGAUCGCGUGGCUCAUCUCCACACAACAUAGACACGUGCCUAUCGCACCGGAAAAAUUCUCCAGUCCAUGUUCUUCGCCAUUGCGAUAACGGUCGAGCCGCGCGAUCCUUGCAUGUCAACCGUAGGGCAUGCGUAGGGAGCAGCUUCUUUCGAACAAGCUUUGAUCCACCCACGCGUCCCUGUGCAAAUCGCAGGGGUGAUCGUUUUAUCGCAUCGGGAUUGCGUGCUCAGUCAUAGAAGACAUAAAUGGUGAUGUGCAAUUAGAAAAAGCCACUGAAUUGCCAGUCAGAAGAACUACCCCAACAUGAGAGCUCAUCUCCUCGUCGGCUUUGCUGCUGCCGUCAGCCCAGCUUCUGCCAGAGGGCCUUUCCUGCAACAGAUCAAUUCGACGUCAUGGAUAUUCGGCAACGAUAUAUGGAAUCUAACACAAGGUCAGACCUACGCUACAAACUUGCAAUACCAGGGUUCAGAUGCUGUUAAAGGCGCACCGGGUCAUUACGCGGGAUAUGAUGGUGAAUCCAACCUUCAGUAUACCUCUGCCCAGAUCGUGUCAGAUGCUCCUGAUUAUAUCGAUAUCAGCUUCUCAUCCACAUACGGAGAGCUUCACUGGGUUAUAUAUCCUGACCUUGCUGGCGCUUACCAAUAUUUCGUCAACAAAGCGCUCCCGGAUAUAUCCAUCUUCCGUACUUUGUGGCGUCUGGACCCGGCAAGAUUCACGAAGGGCUACACCACAACCAAAGAUGGACCGCUUCCAGACUUCUCUCUGUAUGCAAAUGCGACUAAAGUGCAAGACGAGACCUUCCAACUUGCCGAUGGAUCGUAUAUUACCAAGUACGACUUCUCGAAUUAUGUGCGCGAAAGAGAUUUCGUAGGCGUGUACGGCGAUAAGACUGGCUCGUGGUACAUUCAUCCGUCAUAUGAGUAUCAGCCAGGGUCCCAACUGAGUCAGACAUUGACUGUACAUCGCGAGUCAUCGAAAGGCGACGCUGUGCAACUCAACGUUGUGCAGGAUACUUCGCACUUUAGGAUUGGCAACGCUGUUCCCCAGCCUGUAGGCAAAAUCUGGGGCCCGUGGCUUUGGUAUCUUAAUGACGGCUCGGUAGCCGAUGCACACAAGCGUGCUGAAAAAGAGCGUAAAAACUGGCCAUAUCCUUUUCUCCAGGACGAAGCUUAUCAUUCACGGGGUAACAUCAAAGGUAAACUUGUUCUAUCCGACGGCCGCCCUGCUGCGGGGGCUGCAAUAUUCCUUGGCGAUACCGAUACAUCGACUCGUCCGCUUGUUCAGGGCGCCAACUACUACUACACCACGUAUGCGGACGCGUCCGGAAAGUUUUCUCUGGAUCACUUGCGCACGGGAAAAUAUGGGCUAUACGCAUGGUCGAACGGCGGAGCACUCGGCGAUGUGUACACAAACUUCACGACAAGCAGCGUCAGCAUCACGAAAGGGAAAACUACGAACCUGCGUACGUUGACCUGGGAAGUCCAACAGAAUCGCACUAGCGUUUUUCAAAUCGGUGAUUUUGACAAGAAAGCACUUGGUUUCAGGAAUGGCGGCGCCCCAAGGCAGCAUGGACUCACCGAGAAAGGACCUGCAAACCUAACUUUCGUGGUCGGCACAUCGAAAACGUCGGAUUGGUACUAUGCCUCUUCGAAACUCGGCACGUGGGAUGUAGUCUUCAAUACCACGCGCCCAAACCCUAGCGCAACCGCCUUGCUCUCUCUAUCUUUGGCGGGCUACUCGCAGAGCACUGGACUCACGAUAUAUCUAAACGGGAAUACAACAAUUGGCACUAUUAACAAGGACACUCAGACGAAUGACCCGGCACUGUAUCGAUCUGGGACGACCAGUGGAGAGUGGCGAUUAUUGCAGUUUGAGCUUCCGGGCUCGAAUCUGCAUAAUGGGCGGAACGUGCUGAGUUUUACGGUUGAUAGGUACACUCAGUGGCGCGGUAUCUUGUGGGAUAGCAUCAUCCUCGAGUGGGUCGGAUAGUGCAGCCGUCACUUGCCGGUGUUCUGCUGGUGAGAUGCAAUUAAUGCU